This is a messenger RNA of Saccostrea echinata, 800 nucleotides long. Its product is annotated as receptor-interacting serine/threonine-protein kinase 1-like. The record is from RefSeq and is a predicted model, not a curated record. Gene Ontology annotation, molecular function: protein binding. Gene Ontology annotation, biological process: signal transduction. NCBI's taxonomy places the organism in Eukaryota, Metazoa, Mollusca, Bivalvia, Ostreida, Ostreidae. The transcript has 5 exons. The coding region runs from base 149 to 700 and encodes 183 amino acids.
GCAUCUGACGAACUUCUUUUACCGCCUUCCCAUUCUACUUUCGGUUUGUGCGAUCUUGGAUUUUGGUAAUUUUCACAAUCUUUUUAAGUUGACAGGUAUCACAUCAUUCCAAACUGUAAAAGCAUCUUCCAAGACAAUUUCAGACUUCAUGGAAGAAGACGUAGCAUCAUAUCAAUCAGAGAUUGAAACAGAUGCCAGACCGGGUACUUCAGAUUCAACAAAGAAAUCUAGAAGUAGUGAUCAACCUCAAACCAUCCAUUAUGAACAUAGAGGUGGAGGUCGAACCACAUUACACUUGGGUACAAUUCCCAACGACAAGCUCCCAAAUAUACAAAUAGGAGAUCAGAAUUUCAUGGUUGUGGGAGAUCAUGGUGCCUCAAGUUCAAAAUGGAAGAAAAAAGCUAAGAAAAAGGACAGGAAGAAGAUCGAAGCACCUGACAGAGCAAUAACAGAUGAAGAAUGUGAUAAACUGUCAGAGAAUUUGGGACGUGAUUAUAAAAAGUUCUGUCGACGGUUAGGUUUCAAAGAGGUUCAGAUUGAACAAGUAGAAAUGGACUACAAAGAUGAAGGGCAUUAUGAAAUUACUUACCAACUUCUCAGGAAACUGAAACACAUGGGAAAAGACAGACUUCAAGGUGUUGUGGAUGCCUUACAGAGUAUAGAUAGAGAUGAUGUUUUGGAGGAGUUGAAUAUUACAUAGAUUUUUUUUUUAAAAGUUUAUAAAUUAUUUUGAAUAUAGCAAUUAAAAUUAUUUUAUGUUGUACAUAACAUAAUUCCUGAAAUACCACUGUGAUGUUAAU